UAGCCAUUCUGCUGAGGAACACCCCCUACAUUUACGCUUUACGUGAAAAAAUAGAGGUGGCUAAGAAAACGUGCGCUAUAGUUAGCUAGCUGUGUCUCAUUCGGACAAUUAGCUACCUAUCCCAGCUAGCUAGCUGUGUGUCAUUCGGACAAUUAGCUACAUAUCCCAGCUAACGUUAGCUUUUUGAGCAGGCUUUUGCCUCCUUGCAAACGACUGGUGUUGGUUAUCUAGUUAGCUAAUGCUACAUAGCUUCCUACUCACCAGGUAUGAAACUCCAAAUCAUUUAAAAACGAAAUUCCAGUAGGAAGAGUCAUGCAUCCCAGCGUGCUAAAUCUCAAGCACUGUAUUGUUUUAGUUAGCUACCUACGUACCAAUUAAAAGGCACCACGCUGCGGGCAACUAUUAGUACUGCCUAUAGUGACUAGAUUGCGAGCUUAGUCUCCAAUGUGUGCACUGUGCUGCGUUGUGACCAAUGCUGCGUUGUUGGUGAAGCUAACCCUAAAGUGUCACCGUUUUGAAUUUUUCAGCGUCCGGCGGUGCAAAUAAGCCGGCUGACUGCUUCACGCCACUUCCAAAUUCAAAGAGGACUAUGGGUUUGGUGAAUUUCCUAGGGCAUCCGACACUUUAGAUGGCGACAGAGAUACCAGCGAGGCCCUGAGUACAUUUUACAAACGAAGAAGGCGUCUAUCCCACAGAUGCAAACGCGAAAAAUGGAGUGUAAGCAUGUGUCCGCCUUUGCGUUGUAUCAAAACGUGCCUAAAGAAUUGACUCCUGCAGCUGAGCCAUCAUCCUUGCAGUUAACUUUAAAGAAAAAAAAGAGGAAGGAAAAUGGUAUCCAGCACACAAAAGCCAUUAAAAAGGCCAAAAGAAGUCAUGUGGGCAUGAAGAUGAAGAGAUUGGCUCAAAAAGAGAGACUUACAGAGGAAAUAACAUGUCUAGAACGAAAUGGUGAGGCUCUAGACGCUCUGCUGAUAGACCUAUCCAAAGUGACCAACAGCAGAGAAAGAGCCAGCAAACUAUUCCAGUGGCUGAUUUUCCCCAUUCCCUCCAAGAGUUUUCUCAGGGAUACUUGGGAAAAGAAGCCCAUUCACAUUUCACGCAAGAAUGAAGAUUACUAUAAGGGACUGUUCUCCACAGCAGAGUUUGAUCGCAUCUUGAGACAUGAUGAUGUUCAAUAUGGAGUCAACUUGGACAUCACCAGCUACACCAAUGGCAAGAGAGAGACACACAACCCUCCAGGAAGGGCUUUGCCCUUCACUGUAUGGGAUUUUUAUGAGAAUGGUUGCUCCUUGCGCAUGGUGAAUCCACAGGCUUUUUCCUCCACUGUGUGGAAUGUGCUGUCCAUCCUUCAAGAGCACUUUGGCAGUAUGGCAGGAGCCAAUGUGUAUCUGACACCUCCUGGAACACAGGGCUUUGCUCCUCAUUAUGAUGACAUUGAGGCAUUUGUAGUUCAGCUGGAAGGGAAAAAGCAUUGGAGAGUAUACAACCCCAGGUCAGAAGAAGAGGUUCUGCCUGUUUUGUCAAGUUCCAACUUUAGCCAAUCAGAGAUUGGGAAGCCCAUCUUGGAGGUGGUGCUGGAGGCUGGAGACCUCCUUUAUUUUCCAAGGGGGUUCAUUCACCAGGGAAACUGCCUCCCAGAUACACACUCCCUUCACAUCACCAUCUCCUCUUACCAGAAAAACAGCUGGGGAGACGUGUUGAUGAAGGUGGUCCCAGCAGCACUGGAGAUGGCCAUGGAGGAGGAUGUUGAGUUUAGACGAGGACUACCUCUGGAUUACCUGACAUUCAUGGGAGUCCAAAACUCAGACAAGGAUGAUCCACGCAGGACCCAGUUUCUAUCUCAUAUAGACAGACUGAUAAAGAAGUUGUCCACUUAUGCCCCUGUGGAUGCUGCUGUGGAUCAAAAGGCAAUACACUUCUUCCAUGAUUGCCUGCCCCCCAUGCUUACUCCAGAGGAACAUGAGACCAGUGUGCAUGGUGCUCCUACCAGGUGGCAGGAUGGGGAGGCCAAGGAUGUGGGCAGACACAUCAGGAGCCAGACCAGAGUUCGUCUAAUUCGUGCUGGGUGUGCCAGAUUGUGUAGUGAUGGUGAGGCAGUCCAUCUUUACUACACUGCUGAUAACUCCAGGGUUUAUCACAAAGAAGAGCCUAAGAGCUUUGAAAUAAAACCAGAGCAUACCGAUGCCAUGGAGUAUCUGAUCAAUUCUUAUCCAGAAUAUGUGACAGUGGGCAGCCUACCAUGUGAAUCAUCUGAGGUCAAGAUUUCCUUGGCUGAGGUUCUGUUUGAGAGAGCAAUUAUUCACACAGCAGCUCCUCUGUAACCAUUGACAAAUGUGUUCAAGGUUAGUCUUCAGAAUCUGUGCUGCUACAGUUGCCAAUGCCAUGUCACUUUCAGAAUAUGAUAUACUUUAUCUUGUUCAUUGUUCUGAAAUAAACCUUAUAUGUUA
Osmerus eperlanus (European smelt) is the source of this 2447-nucleotide messenger RNA. RefSeq names its product ribosomal oxygenase 1 (gene riox1). Lineage: Eukaryota; Metazoa; Chordata; Actinopteri; Osmeriformes; Osmeridae. The transcript is spliced from 16 exons. The record is from RefSeq and is a predicted model, not a curated record. The coding region runs from base 696 to 2321 and encodes 541 amino acids.